Messenger RNA from Leptosia nina, 309 nucleotides. Lineage: Eukaryota; Metazoa; Arthropoda; Insecta; Lepidoptera; Pieridae. The record is from the annotation of a GenBank genome assembly.
AUGGGGUUCGUAAAAUCUGGUACACUAUCAAACAAAACAAAUUCUUUAGGUUCGCGCCCGAGAAGCCCCCACGGAGCGCCGAGGGCGCCGGUAGCCAAUGAGGUGGCCGGCACGCCGCCGAAUGCGUCUCGCGGGCCAAUGGUGCACCCCGGGGCGGAGCCUCGAGCGACGCGCGGCCUUCGCCCCCAGCUAAAACCUUUUCGCCUCCAGUCGUUUACCGAUAAGCCCGCGGGAUGGUCGAAUAUUAUUACAUUUUGUACGCGUGAUUCUGUGAUCUACGCUGCGCCUGAGGCGGUUGUGAAUCGAUAG